AUGACUUUACAAACUUUGAUAAAUAGGGCAACCGAUUGCACCUUAACAGAUGAUAAUUGGCAAUACAUCCUCGAUGUUUGCGAUGAAAUUUCCAAGGAUCCUGAAACAAAUUCACGAGCAGCCAUAAAGCACAUCAAAGGUCGGCUCGCCACCAGGGACGCUAACAUCCUCUUCAGAACUUUGACACUUAUAACUGCCAUCGCUGAGAACUGUGGUUCGCGACUGAAACAGGAAAUUGCAUCUAAUGAGUUUCUUCAGACUCAUAUGCUAGCGAAGCUAUCGGACAAAAAAGUGCACAAACAGGUCAAGUUGAGAAUUGCAGAGGUACUCCAACAUCUUAGGAAGAGCUUUGAAGGCGAUCCUUCACUUCGGCCCAUACAAGAUGCAUGCAAGGUUUUGACCUCCAAGUAUACUCAAUUCUGCAAAGCACCACCAUCAAAGCCAGCAAAGACUGCGAUUGAGUGGAAAGAGAAGGAGCAGGAAGAACAAGAAUUAGAAAGGGCCUUGAAGCUCUCAGUACAAGAGUACGAACGUGAGAAGAAUACCAAAGAAAGCACCUUAGUGUUUGAACCUUCAACAAAUGAAAGAAGCGGGCGCCUUGACCCUGGCCACAGUUCAAGAAAUGAUCACCAAACUAUAUCGAUUGCUAAUGUAAAGAAAGUUCGUGCACUUUACGACCUAAUUUCGUACGAGCCUGAUGAGCUUUCGUUUAAGAAAGGUGAUAUUAUCACUGUGAUCGAGUCUGUUUAUCGAGACUGGUGGAGAGGAACUAUGUCGAAUGGAAAGCAAGGAAUAUUCCCGUUAAACUAUGUCACUCCCCUUGUCCGAAAAUCUCCCGAGGAAAGCGCACGGGAAGCAGCAAUAGAAGAAAGGAUGUUAAAGACUGAACAAACAAAAAUUGAGGAGCUACUAGCUCUCCUUUCCUCGAAAUCCUCCUUGGUGAACGAAGAUAGAGUUACGGAGCUAUUCAAUGAGGUUCUUCCGGUGAAAUCAUCUUUGGCGAAAGCGAUAGAGAAGUAUAGUCUUCGGAAGGACGAAUUAGGAUCCCUUCAUGGAAGGAUGAAUGAGGCAAAUAACUACUACAACUUAUUGAUUGAUAAAGUUGUGAAUUCGAGGGGCGAGGUAAGGCUGUCGCAGAUACUCCCGUAUCCAUCAGAGUCUAGCUUUCGUGGAGCGGUGUUACAAGAGCAGUCGACAAGUAGUGGUUUUGGAAAUCAAUAUAGCGGAUGA
Candidozyma auris is the source of this 1230-nucleotide messenger RNA. It is a transcript of the gene HSE1, whose product is annotated as ESCRT-0 subunit protein HSE1. Lineage: Eukaryota; Fungi; Ascomycota; Pichiomycetes; Serinales; Metschnikowiaceae. The record is from RefSeq and is a predicted model, not a curated record. Gene Ontology annotation, molecular function: ubiquitin binding; phosphatidylinositol binding. The transcript has a single exon. Gene Ontology annotation, biological process: protein transport to vacuole involved in ubiquitin-dependent protein catabolic process via the multivesicular body sorting pathway. Bases 1 to 1230 code for a protein of 409 amino acids. Gene Ontology annotation, cellular component: ESCRT-0 complex.